AUGAACAUUUUCAACACUAAUGAAGUUCCAUUACGAUCUUAUAUACAAUCCCGUAUAACUGAUUUGGAAAACGCACUUGAAGAAGAAGUACGAAAUCGUGAUAAGGUUGAUAUUGCACUUCUUGAACAACAAUUUGAUCGUGAAUCGGAAAAUUUGAUUCUUGGCAUAACAAGACAAGUUCACCAAGUUCGAGAUGAAAUUAAAACUUAUCGGCCAACAAAUAUUAAUGAACCCGAUUACGAACAACGAAUGAUUCAAUAUCGACAAUUUCUUCAAAGUUCAUCAAUAAGUCUCAAUCGAAUGACGAAUUCCAUUGAUGCGAUAUUCGAAAAAAUCAAAUCAAUUAUUAAAAACGUCAUCCGAUGGAUAGCAGACAACGCACAAACGAUCGUUCAGAUUUUAGAGCAAAUUUGUCAUGCAUUCAAAUUUAUCGAAUCAUUUUUCAUUCAUUGA
This is a messenger RNA of Adineta ricciae, 453 nucleotides long. NCBI's taxonomy places the organism in Eukaryota, Metazoa, Rotifera, Eurotatoria, Adinetida, Adinetidae. The record is from the annotation of a GenBank genome assembly.